Messenger RNA from Petromyzon marinus (sea lamprey), 1976 nucleotides. RefSeq names its product tubulin folding cofactor E (gene TBCE). Gene Ontology annotation, molecular function: protein binding. Gene Ontology annotation, biological process: cytoskeleton organization. NCBI's taxonomy places the organism in Eukaryota, Metazoa, Chordata, Hyperoartia, Petromyzontiformes, Petromyzontidae. The record is from RefSeq and is a predicted model, not a curated record.
GAACAUUACACAACAUUACAUUACAAAACGUUACAUUUUAAAACACGACAUUACAAAACGUUACAUUAUAAAACAUUACAUUACAAAUCGUCACAUUACCGCGCUUGUAAUUACAACUAUUAAUAAACGUCGCAUCAUAUAUAUAUCUGUGCGUUACACAUACACGCGUGUAUCAAGGCACCGUCUAAGUAUUCGGACUAAGGGCGAUGGACGAGAUGCCUGAAGAUGUGGUUGGGAGGCGAGUGCUCAGCGAUGGAGAGUGCGGCAGGGUGCGCUUCGUAGGCGAGGUGCCUCCGACACAAGGACUGUGGUUUGGUGUGGAGUGGGACGACCCGGAACGCGGCAAACACGAUGGGAGCCACGGCGGCGUUCGUUACUUCCACUGCCAACACCCGACGGGGGGCUCCUUCAUCCGGCCCAAGAAGGCAGACCUAGGGGUGCCGUUUUUAUCGGCUGUGCGGGACAAGUACGCACAGCUAGAGGACAACACGGGAGAACUCCCUCAGGAGUACACGUCUUCCGUGGGCUCCACAUCGCAGAAGAUUCCCAUGCAGGUUGUGGGAAUGGAGAAGAUUUUCCAGAAACAAAGCUGCCUUGAGAGUCUGAAGAUUGUGGCCUUGUCUGGACUCGGGGUGAACAGUCCUGGCCCAGCAGAGGCCAUCCGAGAAGCAUGUCCCAAUAUCAGAGAUCUCGACAUCUCACGGAGUUUAUUGUGUUCGUGGCAAGAGGUGGCCCUCAUCACAGAACAGCUGUGCAACUUGUCCAUCCUGAUCCUCAGCAAGAAUCGUCUCGACAUUCCUGAGACACCCAGAUCACUGUCCCCCUGCUUCUCCCAUCUGACGGUCCUGGUCCUCAAUUCCUGCUCAUUAACGUGGUCACAGGUGCUGGUGUGUGCCGAAAUGUGGCCAAAUGUGGAACACCUUGAGUUGCUGAAGAACAAUAUCACUACUCUCGAGACGCCAGUGGGCGUGCUGCAGGCCUUGCGCAGCUUGAAUUUGGAAGGAAACAGCUUGGAGGGCAAUGAGCAGAUCAAUCACAUCGCGAUGUUGCCGAGCCUGGAAUCACUGCGGCUCGAUGAGUGUGGCUUGACCAGCGUUCACUUUGACGAUGUCAAGUGCGGCUGCCAAACAAGUAUGUUCCCCAAGCUGAAAUUCUUAUCACUCUACAACAAUAAGAUUUCAGAGUGGAGCUCGAUAAAUGAGCUGGACAAGCUGCAGAGCCUGGAGGUGUUGAAUCUGAGCCUGGAAUUCCUUGAAACGCCCGAGAUAAAUCCAAACACGGUUUGGCAGAUCAUCAUCGCCAAAAUCGCACGUCUGCGGGUGCUCAACCACUCCAAGGUAUGCAAUAACGAACGGAGCGGAGCAGAGCGUGACUACUUGAAGCGUUACGGCCUGGCUUGGCUCGAAGCCGGUGGCCGCCGGAAUGGAGAGCUGGGAAUCGCCAGCACGGAAUUCACGGCAGCUCACCCACGCUACGCGUCGUUCGUACACAAGCAUGGAGCACCUGAAGACUCGGAGUUAAAGGAGGAAGUCUUCACUUUGAAGAGCAAACUUGUCGCAAUUAACAUCACAUGCCCCGACCUCGCGGACCACAAGACUGUAGAGAAAAAAGUUCCAAACUCGAUGACGGUACAGAAGCUUAAGGGAAUGCUGUGCAGGCUGUUGAAGGUGCAGGCGUCAGACCUGGUGCUGACAUACACGAGCCACAAGAUGGAGGGGCAGGAGUUUGAAUUGGACAACGAUCUUCGGCCACUCAGAUUUUACUCUAUCGAGGAUGGAGACAACCUGGUGGUCCGCUGGUAACGGUGAUAAAAUCAUCAACAGUCGUCUUCAAUAUUCCCAUCGUCUUUAUUAUCAGUUCUGCUAAAUGGUUCUAAAACUACUCUUUGGUUUUUUUGGUAAAGUUACGCAGGUAAAAUAAAAUAAAUGAAAACAACUAAAUUAAAUCACGACGUUUCGGAGGCAACACAAGCUUCC